AUGCAAUUAACCGGAAGUGUCAUCGAGAUUGAUCUUAGUGGCCAUGGUCUAAAUGGGAGUAUAACACCUCAAAUAGGUGCACUUUCCAAACUCAAGUGCCUCAACCUGUCCUCAAAUAAUCUUAGAGGUGAGUUACCUUCUUCGCUUGGAAACCUUACUCAAUUGGCAGUGCUUGAUGUUUCUUAUAAUGAAAUUUAUUCCAUUCCCUUGGAAAUUGAGAAGAUGGAGAAUCUUGUUUCUCUAAAUUUGACGAGGAAUCUCAUUGCUGAUAUGCCUUCAGCUAUAGGUCUUUUGACCAAUCUCACUCACUUGAUUAUGAACUCUAAUCCAUUACGGAGCAUCAUCUCUCCCCAUAUAUGGAACCUGAAAAAGCUAAUGACUCUCCAUCUCGGAAACUGCCAGCUCUAUGGUUCCAUUCCACCAAAUAUUGGAAAGCUGAAGAGUUUGGUUAAUCUCCGUCUCCAGAACAACAUGCUUGUUGGUCCAAUCCCAUCUUCUAUCAGCAAUGUAACCAAUCUAGAGUCGUUGCUCCUUCAGAAUAACCAACUUAAUGGAUCCAUUCCACAGGAAAUUGGGAGGCUAACGAAUUUGAUUACACUGUAUCUAUUGUCUAAUAUGCUUGUUGGUCCCAUCCCUUCCUCUUUGGGUUAUUUAUCCAGACUAGAAUCAUUCUCUCUUUACAAAAAUAAAAUAAAUGGUUCCAUCCCUUCAGUAAUAACAAAUCUUAAGAAGUUGACUAGCUUGGAUCUUGGUGGCAAUAACCUGAGUGGUCAAAUCCCUUCAUUUCUAGGUCUUUUACCCAGCUUGAGUAGUUUGUACCUUGACUCAAAUCUUUUUGAAGGUUUCAUCCCAUUAGAUAUUGGAAAAUUAAAGAAUCUGACUGUAUUGCAUUUCCCUAAUAAUAAACUCACUGGCUCAAUCCCUUUAUCUCUACUUCAUUUACCCAAUUUAUGGCAUCUAUCCAUGGCUUCAAAUCUUUUGGAAGGUCCCAUACCCCAUGAAAUUGAGAGUUUGAAUACCCUGCGAUACUUAGAUCUCUCAGACAACAAAUUUAGUGGCCCCAUUCCAUCUCAGAUUGGUAAUUUGUCAAAUUUAACAUGCUUAGUUUUGGCAAACAAUAACUUGAGUGGAAGGAUUCCCCAGCAAAUUGGUGGCUUAUCUCUAUACCUGCUUGAUCUAAGCCAUAACAUCAUUAGUGGAGAUAUUCCUUCUCAACUCAAUUCCCAAAACAUUUCCAAUUCCAUGUCUUCAUCUCUAUUUCAUUUACACAAUUUGCGGUAUCUAUUCAUUGCUUCGAAUCUUUUGGAAGGUCCCAUACCCCAUGAAAUUGAGAAUCUGAAAGCCCUGGAACACUUAGAUCUUUCAGAAAACAAAUUGAGUGGACCCAUUCCAACUCAAAUUGGUAAUUUGUCAAAUUUAAUGUACUUAAUUUUGGCAAAAAAUAACUUGAGUGGAAGGAUUCCCCUGCAAAUUGGUGGCUUAUCUCUAUACCAGCUUGAUCUAAGACAUAACAUCAUUAGCGGAGAUAUACCUUCUCAACUCAAUUCCCAAAACAUUGAUCUUAGCCAUAACCUUCUCCACAGAGUGAUACCUUCCAAAUUUGGGAAUUUAACUCAUUUAAGCACCUUAGAUCUCAGUUGGAAUAAUUAA
Gossypium raimondii (Peruvian cotton) is the source of this 1650-nucleotide messenger RNA. RefSeq names its product LRR receptor-like serine/threonine-protein kinase GSO1. Lineage: Eukaryota; Viridiplantae; Streptophyta; Magnoliopsida; Malvales; Malvaceae. The transcript has a single exon. Gene Ontology annotation, molecular function: protein binding. The record is from RefSeq and is a predicted model, not a curated record. The coding region runs from base 1 to 1650 and encodes 549 amino acids.